AUGAGCCAGAAGCCCACAGCAGAGCAACUUAGCGAGUUCAAGGAGGCAUUCGGACUGUUCGACCGGACGGGCGAGGGCAAGGUGCCAUUGUCCUCCCUGGGCACACUUCUGCGCGCGCUGGGCCAGAACCCAACAGAGGCGGAUGUGCACGACAUCACCGGCGACGUGGACCCGUCCGACGAGACCAAGGGCGUGGCGUUCGACGAGUUUGUCGACAUUGUGAUGCGGCCAGGCGGCUUCAACUCGGCAUCGAGCGAGGCGUCGUUCAACGAGUUUGUGCAGGCAUUUCAGGUGUUUGACCGCGACGGCAACGGCUUCAUUUCUGCGGGUGAGCUGCGGUAUGUGCUGACGAGCCUGGGCGAGGCUCUGUCGGAUGUCGAGGUCGACGAGCUGCUCAAGGGCGUGCCCAUGGACAAGCACGGCAACAUCAACUACGAGGAGUUUGUGCGCACCCUGAUCGCGGCCUAA
Molecule: messenger RNA, 468 nt
Organism: Linderina pennispora
Lineage: Eukaryota; Fungi; Kickxellomycota; Kickxellomycetes; Kickxellales; Kickxellaceae
Product: calmodulin mutant SYNCAM11
Exons: 2
Coding region: 1-468 (155 amino acids)
Biological process (GO): mitotic actomyosin contractile ring assembly
Cellular component (GO): myosin II complex
Molecular function (GO): calcium ion binding
Source: RefSeq, a predicted model, not a curated record